AUGCCGGGUGAUGUUCUGCUCUUAGCCGAUGUUGCCUUGGCCAGCCCUGGCACAACGCCGUUCCUCGCGCUUCUCUGUGCUACCUCUGCCCUCUCCCAGGGUGUCACCAAGCUGGCCUUUGAGAGGGGGAAGAAGCUGAGGGAGGUCCUCAGGGAAAAUGGUUUGCUGCACCGCUUGGACUCGAUGAUCCAAGAGGUCUUUUCCAACCUGGUGAUUCUACGAUUCCAGCAUCACCACUAUGACAUUGGCAUCAAAUUCCCACCUUUUCCCAAUAGGACCAAAGUGGUCACCGAGUCCCUGCUGAACACCCUCGAUAUGGGGUACUACAGGACUGUCUCCGUCGGCAUCCCACCAUAGGACUUCGCUGUGGUCUUUGACACCAUCUCCUCCAACCUCUGGGUUCCUUCCGUCUCCUGUACCAGCCUGGCUUGCUAAAACCAUCAGAGAUUUAACCCAUCACAGUCCUCCACCUACUAAAGCACAGGGCAGAACUUAUCUAUUUUGUAUGGCACCGGCGACUUGGAGGGCAUCGUGGGCUCCGACACUCUCACUAUUGCAUCUCUGGUGGACACCAACCAUCUUUUUGGCUUGAGCACCACCGAGCCUGGACAGUUUUUAGUCCAUGUCAAAUUUGAUGGGAUCCUGGGCUUGGGCUACCCAAAUCUGGCUGCUGAUUGGAUCAUGCCAGUCUUUGAUAACACGGUGAGUGAGAGCUUGCUGGAGGAGACCCUUUUUCCAGUCUAUCUGUCCCAGGAACCACCAGGGAGUGUGGUCACGUUUAGGGGAAUCAAUGAGUCUUAUUUCACUGUCCCUAUCAACUGGAUCUCCGUCUCUUGUCAAGGUUACUGGCAGACGUCUACAGACAGGUAA
Molecule: messenger RNA, 870 nt
Organism: Cuculus canorus (common cuckoo)
Lineage: Eukaryota; Metazoa; Chordata; Aves; Cuculiformes; Cuculidae
Product: embryonic pepsinogen-like
Biological process (GO): proteolysis
Molecular function (GO): aspartic-type endopeptidase activity
Source: RefSeq, a predicted model, not a curated record